This is a messenger RNA of Suillus clintonianus, 2290 nucleotides long. RefSeq lists its product as uncharacterized. The record is from RefSeq and is a predicted model, not a curated record. The transcript has 4 exons. The coding region runs from base 436 to 2094 and encodes 552 amino acids. Lineage: Eukaryota; Fungi; Basidiomycota; Agaricomycetes; Boletales; Suillaceae.
CACAUUUGCACAAAUCUACGCAUACAAGUAUGCGGUCUAUCUUUGCCCGACAUCUUUGCUACUUUCCGAUGAUUCACACCUCCAAGCACUUUCGGCAUUCUAACAUUGUUUCCCAUAGGUUUCCGAGUGGCCCCAUACUUGCUUAUUGCUCUUCAUUGACAGACAUCGGCUAGUAUGUGCAGUACAAGGAGGUUAGGCCUGACUGACUUUCAAUCAUCACCAUCCUGACGUGUAUACUUCAUAUUGCCGCGCUACGAUGCGACGUAAAUCAAUUGUACACUGGACACGCUUAAAUACCGCGUCGCACGACCGCACUUCCAUCACGAUGCUCCACCCAUUGAAGUCACAUGAACCCAGAGGCUAUGGUCAUGAGUAAAAGGUUAUAAAUUUAAUCUGCAUGUCCGUAAUGUGCUGGCCCUUUUGUCUCUGCCUUUCAUGACAGCUUCUUCCAAACAUACAGAAGAAAAUUGGCAUCCAUCCAGUCUUGCAUAUAACGCACUCCCGAAUGGCCAGGGCUUUGACUCAUUAAUCUCUGAUGCGAAGUCCACUGCUGGGAAUAUAACCGAUUUCUACGACCGCAGCCUGACGAGUCGCAGAUAUGCUCUUGUUGGAGUGGCAUGCUCAAUUAUCUUCAGUUGCUUAUGCAUCGUUGCAGGCAUUGUCACUUUAGCCCAUCACGGAGUCGGGGGAGUGACCGGGAUAGAUAUGGCCACCGUUGUCAAUCCUGUCACAAUAACUCGGUUGAACUCGCAGAUGAAGGCAAUGGCCCUAAUACUAAACUUAAUCGUCACAUUAUGCACCGAGUCCAUAGGCUUCGUACACGGCAUCUCGUUGCGUUCUGCGCUAGCCUCAGAGUCUCGACUUCGUUUCAACACCAAUCUGCGCCUUCUGACUGCAGCUCGUGGAUGGUUCAAUCCAAAUGGCGCCGUGCUUAAUGGUGUUUCGGCUGUCCUCCUCAUUAUAUCAUACAGCUCAACAUCACUCAUUGUAUGUUUUGACACAAAUGCAAAUAUGAUGACGCAGAUCGUAACCUCGGAGGGUGUUACCAUCAUAGGGUUACCUCUCCUCAUUUUGGGCGUCACACUCCUUCUCCAGGCGGUGAUCGCGUUGUCAGCGAUGCGGGCUGUCAAAAUAUUGACGUGGAGCUCCUCGCCUUUUGACUUGACCGCCGCACUGGUCCACCAUACGCGAUUGACCCCAAUUACCCUCCGGUGCAUGCGUUGUGUGUCUGACCUAGACGCAGAUGGAGGUCCAGCGAAGCCGUCAGAGACACAACCUUCUGCGUGGCAUGCUCACCCCAGCAUCCGAAAAGUUGUCAUUUCUCUAUGGGGGAUCGUCGUAGCAUGCGCUGGAUGGGCCGCACUCGUCAUGUAUAUCUGGCACAAGUACCACGCCGGCACGGGUCCAAUGUCUCCCGUUGCGCUGACCACACAAACGUGGUCGUUCAUCCCCAUGCUUGGGACUUACAGCAUGCAGUCCAAUUACAUCGUGUAUACUAUACCAGGUGUCACUAUUCAGGUGUGGAUUCUGCUCUUUGUCAACAUGGCAGUUGUCCAGGGACCGUUGACACUUGGGCUGCAUUGCUCGGAGCUUAUCGCGAAUGUCAUUCGAGAUGAAAGGCAGUGGAGACGCGCUACUGGAAGGAAAGGACUUAGAACGACGACGAACCCGCUGAACUCGAUUUUCACUCAUCCGAUCUGCCUAGUACUUUUCGCCGCGAAGCCUUUCCUCCACUGGAUGUUUGGGCUUUCGUUCAUGGUAUCUCGCGGCGCCUUGAACGGGGAACUAAUGGGUCUCUCGGUAGGCAUGUUCACUGCCCAGAUCUGGAACUUAUGUAUCGCGCUGGCUGUGUUUGCCUGUUUGUUCACUCUCGUCGCACUGCGCCGACCGCGUGGCCCCCAGCCGGCUGCAUAUGGCCACGUGCAGACCAUCGCGAACCUCGUAGACGAGUGGUCGCCUGUGAUGUGGUGGGGACACAAAGAGGACGAGAUCCCGUAUUGUCAUGCUGGGACGAGUGACCACCCCCUGCCGGAUGUGAAGAUGGAUUGCAUUUAUGCUGGUUCCGGUGUCGGGUCUCUGGCAUCCGUUUCGUGAGAGGUACUUGCUUUGCUUUUUCCAAAAACGUUUUUAAAUGAAUUCUCUAGCAAACAGAGCUAUAUAUCGAUGUACAUAACUAGCUAUGCUGUUGAAUGAGACAUGUGCAAUUUUUAUGCCGUCUGCUGCGUUAUAGGUAGUCAGGGCUGUUCUUCUACCAUUCAUAUCAGGCACAUUUUUUUGGCGGACACACAUU